This is a messenger RNA of Phytophthora sojae, 357 nucleotides long. RefSeq lists its product as hypothetical. Lineage: Eukaryota; Oomycota; Peronosporomycetes; Peronosporales; Peronosporaceae. The coding region runs from base 1 to 357 and encodes 118 amino acids. The transcript has 2 exons. The record is from RefSeq and is a predicted model, not a curated record.
AUGAGUGGAAUUCCUUCUCGAGUUGGCUCUGUCAUUCGUACGCUGGUACGACGAUGGGAGUCCAUCCAGGUGGAACUCCAUGGCAGCUAUGCGGUUGAGCGGUUCACUUCGAUGCAGAAAUACUGCAAACUCACCAGUACUUGGCGCGCGUUCGGGAUAUUGGCAACUGCCCCAUUACCUCCGUUGAUUUGCGCGGCAAUUAUCGAUGCAGUUCCACUGGAGUCGCCAAGCCUCGGUAUAACAAUUCACGGUAUGGUAUUGUUGCUGGCAAUGUUGUGGUGCUACCCGCUGCCAUUCUCGGUGCUGUGGGUGUCCGGUCCAUGGAUUUUCACUCUGGCUGUGGCGCUAUACCUCUGA